UUUACCACCCUCCACCCUUCAUCUUUUCACCUGAGGGGAUUCAACGAAUAGGAGACAGAAGAGUAGUAUCGACACUUACCAUGGUGUCAAUCUGAAACUUCAUCUCAACUCCGCGUCUACAACUCGACCAUUCUACAACGAGUAAAUAGUAACAUCUAGGACCAGCCGCUAGCCGACAGAGAGAGCAAGGUGUUUUAAAGAGACGAUCAUGUUGCUGGAUAAUUGAACCUCCCCCUCACCCCACCCCAUCAUUCCCCCACGACGACAACAUCACGCUCCACAUUGACGACACAUCAUCAAACGCCCCACUCACCCACGAGCUCACACCCUUCACUCUUACCGCAUAUCUAUUCGACUGUCGAUAGCAAACGUCGUCAUUUCGCCACUAUUUCCAUUUUCUCUCAGAGUCAAACAAGUCUUUCAUCGCCAUCCUAAAAGAGUAAAGCCACGCCACGCCUGACGCUGUCACACCACUUGCAAUCGUGACCGAUCGAGUCAAUCUUCCAAAUUCAUUCUCCCACAGUAUAAAAGGUCGUCAAUAUCGCGUCGACUUUUUAUCAUCUUUCUCAUUUCAAAAUGAACCUCUCUAUCCCAGUCAUGCCUUCAUUACCUCAACGACCAACUCUCAGAUCAUGCUUGUCCCCUCCUCGUGCUCCAUCACAGGAAUCAAUGAGCUCGGCUUGUUCUUCUCGCUCAACAUCAUUUUCUUCUGUCAAAUCUGUGAGAUGGCAGGAACAGCCAGAAGGGGAGCCAGUGACUGCAUACCACCCUACAUGGUCCAAGGCGGAAUACGAUCGCACUCCUCUCGAUCCACCUUCUGACGCUGAACGUAAUUGCGUUUUUCCCGAACGCGACGCUCGUUGUAUACGCCUCGACAUCCCUUCUUCUCCCACUUCACCUUCUUCCCCAGUCUUCCCAUCUUUCUCUCACAGUCGUUCCACACCUCAAACCCCUCAUCCGGGGAUGAUCAUGGCUCAAUUACCAAUCACAUUCGAGGAUGACGCUAUCGAGUCAACCCCAGAUACACCCAUAGCACGUCAGAUGAACCCCCAACAAUAUACUUCUUCUGAAUCACCGGACGAAUGUGAUGAUGGAGAUAGUGACUGGGAAGAAUGUAUGGCAAGAAGGAGAAUGAUGUUUGCCAGUAUGUGUGGUGCCAAACUUCCUCAACCGGAAUUCGAUGGUUAUAGAAGUAUGUCUACAGCUUUAUCGGAGAUGUUACAUAGUAUGGACGUUCAAAAGUGGGGUGAGAGGGAUGAUCAUGUUAUUGAAAAUGAUGAUAAUGAUCAUGGAGAGGAACAAGGAGAGAAUAGUAAAGUGGAUGGGUUGAGAAAUCUGGAAGGAUACUAUGGUGAUGUGGAAACUCACACGCCUAGUUUAUCUUCAGCGGAGAGUAGUGAAGAAGAGUGUGUUUUGGAGAGUCCGAAGUUGAACUCAAGAGGUACCGAUCAUCGUGGUGGGUGCGGAAGAGAUGAUGUAGGGAAGUCAGGAUUGAUUGGGGUUUUGUAAGAUGAGUUCUGGUGGUGUCAUGGAGAUAGAUGUCUUGGGUAUGGGAGUCUCUUUGGGAUAGAUGAGAUGGUGGGAAGUCACCUUUAGAUUUAGUUUGGAGAAAGAUAUAUGGUGACUGAUUCAAUCAUGUGUGUAGCUUGAUUUACUUUCCAACAGAAUAGUACGAUUUUAUGAAUGUCACGACUUUUGCUU
Tremella mesenterica DSM 1558 is the source of this 1701-nucleotide messenger RNA. RefSeq lists its product as uncharacterized. The transcript has 3 exons. The record is from RefSeq and is a predicted model, not a curated record. Bases 577 to 1509 code for a protein of 310 amino acids. NCBI's taxonomy places the organism in Eukaryota, Fungi, Basidiomycota, Tremellomycetes, Tremellales, Tremellaceae.